GUGGACUUCACUCGGGGACAGCUCCAACUGCAACCCGUGCAAGCCAGCCUUACCCUCGACCUCCGUCUGUCUCACACCGGUACCGCGCACCGCCGACUCGUCUUUGUUUCGUUCCUUCUCCCCAGUCUUGUCUCGACUUGAACCCGGCAACCGUUUCGAUUUCCGGUUACGCUGCCAAGUGGUACACCCUCCGCCCCGACGCGUGAGCGCCGUCAUCAUGACAGCGCGCCCCGAUCUGCGCGUCCUCUGCUUCGGCGACUCGCUCACGGCCGGCUACUCCUACUGGGGGAGCGUCCAUCACCCGUACAACGAGAUGCUGGAGAACAUGCUGUCCAUGGCAUACCCGGACCUGAAGAUCGUCACGGUCGAAGAUGGGCUUUCCGGGUCGACCGUCAAGCACGAGUUUCUGAGCCGGAUGAACACGCAGUUCGCCGCGCCCAAGAAGAAGAAGCAGGAUGAGGGCCCUGAUGGGAAACGGUACGACUGGGCCAUCGUGCUUGGAGGGACAAAUGAUCUCGCCAUGGGCUUCCCCCCGGAGGAUAUCUUCGAGACUCUCAAAGAAGUCUGGGACGUGCCGCUCUCGCACCAGUGCAAGGUCCUCGCCCUCACAGUACCGGAGGCGGGCGUGACAGGGGAGUCCAGGGAGCGGCUUGACGCCCGGCGAGACAAGCUCAAUAAUCUCAUCAAGGGUUACAAGCGGGACAAUUUCCACGUCUUCGACUUGCACAAGGCUGUCCCCUACUGGGGUAUGUCCGAGUCAGACCGCAGGAGAUACUGGGACGACCACAUCCAUUUCACACCCGCCGGCUACGACUUGAUCGGCAACAAGGUCGGCAUUUCACUGGUCAGCCUCCUCGCGAUGGAAAAGGCCAACUCCCCGCAGCGGCCGCAAAAGCGCAGGCGCAUGUUCAAGGACGACGAUAAGGAGUUUGAAGAAGAAGGCGGAGACCCUUCAGCCAUCAAUCAGGGUUACGUGGUGGUACGGAGGGCGGAUUUGGACUAGAUGGUACUCCUCCUUUGAGUGACGAGUCAUUAUUGAUCGGGAUGCACAGAUUAGGAUCGGGUUAAACUGGCGUUUUGGCGUACGGAACUAACGGCAAGAAGAGGCAGGACUCUUGUCCGGGGAUAAGAUAACACCAGGGAUGGAUUUCUGA
Molecule: messenger RNA, 1154 nt
Organism: Thermothelomyces thermophilus ATCC 42464
Lineage: Eukaryota; Fungi; Ascomycota; Sordariomycetes; Sordariales; Chaetomiaceae
Exons: 4
Coding region: 218-1003 (261 amino acids)
Molecular function (GO): phosphatidylcholine lysophospholipase A1 activity
Source: RefSeq, a predicted model, not a curated record